Molecule: messenger RNA, 3898 nt
Organism: Camelus dromedarius (Arabian camel)
Lineage: Eukaryota; Metazoa; Chordata; Mammalia; Artiodactyla; Camelidae
Gene: OPHN1
Product: oligophrenin 1
Exons: 25
Coding region: 389-2797 (802 amino acids)
Biological process (GO): signal transduction; regulation of synaptic transmission, glutamatergic; synaptic vesicle endocytosis
Cellular component (GO): cytoplasm; dendritic spine; terminal bouton
Molecular function (GO): GTPase activator activity; protein binding
Source: RefSeq, a predicted model, not a curated record
UGGGGCAGGGCGGAGGCGCUGGCUUUAAGAAGGGGGAGGGGACAGUGCAAUCAGGGUUGCCCGCGGAGUUCGGCAAAGGAAAUCUUCAGCUGGCUUGGCAGCAGGGAGCCGGGAGAGGCAGCUCCCACCCUCAGCGCUCACCCCCGCCUACACCUUGGGCGGGCCGAAGUGUCACGUUAGCAAUUGCUCAGGAAGGAUCCUGCCGAGCUGCAGUUUCUGCUGCCUGUCUGGGGAGCGAUGCCUAAGCGGCAUGCUGCUUGCUAGUCAGCACCCCGCCAGGAUCCGACUGCGUUAGUUAGCCCUCCGGGUCACCUGAAGCAAUCGCCAGGCCGCCCGCUUCCGGUACAGACCAGCCAGCUGUCUCCAGAAAUCUCAUCAGAACAGAACCAUGGGGCAUCCUCCGCUGGAGUUCAGUGACUGCUACCUGGACAGCCCCGAUUUCCGCGAGAGGCUCAAGUGUUAUGAGCAGGAACUGGAGAGGACCAAUAAAUUCAUCAAAGACGUAAUCAAAGACGGCAACGCGCUUAUCAGCGCAAUGAGAAAUUAUUCCUCUGCUGUUCAGAAAUUUUCCCAGACGCUGCAGUCCUUUCAGUUUGAUUUCAUUGGAGACACUCUGACUGAUGACGAGAUUAACAUUGCUGAAUCCUUCAAGGAAUUUGCCGAAUUGCUCAACGAGGUAGAAAACGAGAGGAUGAUGAUGGUACACAAUGCUAGUGAUUUGCUGAUCAAACCCCUGGAAAAUUUCCGGAAGGAACAAAUAGGCUUCACAAAGGAGCGGAAAAAGAAAUUUGAAAAAGAUGGCGAGAGAUUUUAUUCCUUGCUGGAUCGGCACUUACAUCUGUCUUCUAAAAAGAAAGAAUCUCAAUUGCAAGAGGCAGACCUCCAGGUGGACAAGGAGAGGCACAAUUUCUUCGAGUCUUCCCUUGAUUAUGUUUAUCAAAUCCAGGAAGUCCAGGAGUCUAAGAAGUUCAAUAUUGUAGAGCCAGUCUUGGCCUUUCUUCAUAGUCUCUUCAUUUCCAACAGCCUGACGGUGGAGCUUACACAGGAUUUCCUCCCAUAUAAACAGCAGCUCCAGCUCAGUUUACAGAAUACAAGAAAUCAUUUCUCCAGUACCCGGGAAGAGAUGGAAGAACUUAAGAAAAGGAUGAAAGAAGCUCCGCAGACAUGCAAACUUCCAGGACAGCCAACCAUUGAAGGCUAUCUCUAUACGCAAGAGAAAUGGGCUUUGGGAAUAUCCUGGGUGAAAUACUACUGCCAGUAUGAGAAAGAGACCAAAACCCUCACCAUGACACCUAUGGAGCAGAAGCCAGGUGCUAAGCAGGGGCCCUUGGACUUAACCCUGAAGUACUGCGUGAGAAGGAAGACGGAGUCUAUCGAUAAGAGAUUCUGUUUUGAUAUAGAAACUAAUGAAAGGCCAGGAACCAUCACUCUGCAGGCCCUUUCAGAAGCUAACAGAAGACUAUGGAUGGAGGCCAUGGAUGGGAAAGAACCUAUCUACCACAGCCCCAUAACGAAGCAGGAAGAAAUGGAGCUGAAUGAAGUUGGGUUUAAGUUUGUCAGGAAGUGCAUCAAUGUCAUUGAGACCAAAGGAAUCAAGACAGAGGGAUUGUACCGUACCGUGGGCAGCAAUAUUCAGGUUCAGAAGCUGCUGAAUGCCUUUUUUGAUCCUAAAUGCCCAGGAGAUGUUGAUUUUCAUAAUAGUGACUGGGACAUUAAGACAAUCACAAGCUCCUUAAAAUUCUACCUCAGGAAUCUUUCUGAACCUGUCAUGACCUAUAGACUUCACAAAGAGUUGGUUUCUGCUGCCAAGUCUGACAACCUGGAUUACCGGCUGGGAGCUAUUCACUCCCUGGUAUAUAAGCUCCCAGAAAAGAACCGAGAGAUGCUGGAACUUCUUAUAAGACACUUGGUCAAUGUGUGUGAGCACAGCAAAGAGAAUCUUAUGACCCCCUCUAACAUGGGGGUGAUCUUUGGACCCACUCUGAUGAGAGCUCAGGAGGACACUGUGGCUGCCAUGAUGAACAUCAAAUUCCAGAACAUUGUGGUGGAAAUCCUAAUUGAACAUUUUGUUAAGAUAUAUUCAGGUCCACCUGAGGAAAGUACUGCACCCCCAGUGCCUCCUCCUCGAGUGACAGCAAGAAGGCACAAACCUAUCACAAUUUCGAAGCGCUUGCUGCGGGAAAGGACAGUUUUCUAUGCUUCUUCCCUGGAUGAAAGUGAAGAUGAAGUCCAACAUAGAACACCCAAUGGUACUAUCAUCAGCAGUAUAGAACCCCAUAAGCCACCACAGUACCCCAAAAUGCCUAUUCAGAAAAGUGGAGAAGCCGAUCCUGGGAGGAAAUCCCCAAGCAGGCUUGUUUCAGAUGGCAAGGUGGAGUCCUGCCUCGAGGUGGAUGUGGGGAAGUUGGUGUCUAGGCUGCAGGAUGGAGGGACCAAAGCCAUACCAAAGGCCACCAAUGGACCUAUGCCAAACCCUGGGCCCACCAAGGCCCCCUCUUUCCACAUAAAGAGACCAGCUCCUCGGCCCCUGGCUCACCACAAGGAGGGAGACCCUGACAAUUUCAGCAAAUUGCGUCCUCCAGGAGAAAAGCCAACCAUCAUCCGCCCCCCUGUGAGGCCUCCAGACCCUCCCUACCGGGCAGCUACUCCGCAGAAACCAGAACCAAAGCCAGAUAUUGUAGCUGGCAAUGCAGGGGAAAUCCCAUCUUCCGUGGUGGCUUCCAGGACCAGGUUCUUUGAAACAGCGUCCCGGAAAACAGGAAGUUCUCAAGGCAGACUUCCUGGAGAUGAGAGUUGAGGCCUCAGGUUUUAAAAGCCUUGGCCUCAGGGGACACUUUCCAGGUUCUAGAAGGGUCUUCUUCAAACCCUUGUGUGCUGAGUCCUUUUGUGCUGAAGAGCAGAUCUUUCCUGGCCCUGCACCUUCAGGCUCUGGGAUGCUAUAAAAUAAGGGACACAUGUCCUAGACACAAGUUUAUUUCUCCUUUGUAUUCUGUCUUCAUUCCCUCAGAAGGUCUACCUUGAGCUCCUGUAAGACUGUGAGUGACUGAACUCCCUCCCUCAAGCCAGACUGCAGAAACCAAGCUAUCCACUGACCUGAGUCGAAGAGAAGAGCUCACUUUUCAACUCUUCUCUGAACUUCCUGCUUCCUCAAAAGGCCAUCCCUCUCUGAAAGAUUUGGGGCUGAAGACUGAUCUCAGAGGUCUUACCCUGAACUAGAAGUUACUUGAGUUGGGAGCCAUUGCUUACCUUGGAGGUAGAGGAGUGGGAGUGUUUGCUGAACAUUGGAGAAUCUUAACAUGUCUCUUACUGAGGAUAUAGACCCUGGUGCCAGGUUGGAGCUCUGGCCCUACGUGCCAAGAAUGUGUCUGCUCCCAUGGGGUCAGACAGAAUGAGUGAUGCCCCCACAGCCCCUCAUAUGGACUCAGGAAGUUGACCUUCCUGCUCUUGCCUAUAGCCACUUAGGACAAAUCUGUAAAGCAUGUUUUGCAUGUCAAAGCUUAGGUCUGUUUGAAUUAUUCCUCCUGUUUUCUCCUGACAGCCUCCUUUCCAAGCAAUCAAGAAAGGAACAAAAGCUGAAAACAGUUCUUUUUAAACAGGCAGCCUGUGUUUCUCCUGUGGGAGUUCCAGUUUUGGGUCAAAUGCUGGGAAAAAAAUUGUUAAGAUGGAUUGAGGCCUGGCAGCUGCCACUGUUGCUUCAUGUUUGCCUUCUGCAGAUAAGCUCUUUUAUCUCCUGAAAGAAACAAUUCUUAACCCACUAUCUAUGGAUUCAAGAACUUCAUAAAGUCUCUGAAAUGAUAUGCAGACUUCCAUGACAAUGUGCCUUUUCUGGAGAGAUGAUCCAUAGCAUUCUACUGAAUUUCAAAUUGGGCCUAUGACACAAUAAAGGUUAAUAAUCUCA